This is a messenger RNA of Fusarium odoratissimum NRRL 54006, 246 nucleotides long. RefSeq lists its product as uncharacterized. The record is from RefSeq and is a predicted model, not a curated record. The transcript has a single exon. NCBI's taxonomy places the organism in Eukaryota, Fungi, Ascomycota, Sordariomycetes, Hypocreales, Nectriaceae. The coding region runs from base 1 to 246 and encodes 81 amino acids.
AUGCUUUCGGCACCACGAUUCACAGUCCGGCUGAAUAUUGCAUCUUCGAGAGUGCAAUUCGAGGCCGAAAUGUGCUUCCUCGCCUUCCGUUACGGCCCAUUGAGGUCUUUGGAAUACCCCAUAGUCUGCUAUCGGCCACAUCAAAACUGUCGACAGAACUUCGCGGGUAUAACCCCAUGCCACCGCAUGUUCCAUCGAACACUGAUAUGUAUUGCUACCAAUGGCCAGACGACAAAGAUCGUCUAA